AUUCUAUUCUAACCUCAAAGAAAAUCGCCCCUUUAAGGUGGAAAGGAAAGAAAGUUUAGGUGGGAGUGUGGAAGGCAAAGAACGAGAUAGGGCAUUGGCGACAGUGCGCUCUUGCACCCGAGCAAUUCACCUCCUUCUGCUUGUUCAUCAUCACCAGCAUCGUCAUCUAUUUACUCAACAAUCGUAUCUGUAACUUCAACUACCCUUUUAUUCAACCAUGAAGCUGAAGGCGUCAGUGAAUCGACCUCCCACGCCAGAUGUGGUCGAAAAUGCCCCUGAAAGGGAACCCACGCUUCAAGAGCUCAUCAAUAUCAAGUUGAUUGAGACUGGGGAGAAGGAGCGCCUCAUGGAGCUUUUGAGGGAAAGACUUGUUGACUGUGGUUGGAAGGAUGAAAUGAAAGCUCUUUGCAGAGCCGUUGUGAAGAAGAAAGGGAGGAAUAAUGUUACUGUGGAUGAACUUGUACAUGUCAUUACUCCAAAGGGCCGAGGUCAAGAAAAUCCUUAACUUAUACACCUAUAAUUGCAAUUCCACACCAUUUCAAAGGUAUGAUCUUUGAGCCUUUAACUACAUUAUUCGACCCCAACUUUCGGUAUCUUGAGCAUUGAAGUCUAUUUAGGUGUACUAUCUCAGUUUGCUAGAUCUUCUGUACAUCUAGCCUCUUUUCCCUUCAUAUCAUUUGAAGGCCUUCCAAUUUGUCUUGAAAGUUAAACAGACUCAGAAGUCACAUUGGGCCAACUAAAUUGUGCCCUCACAUUGCCCAAGAUAACAAAUAGGGAAGGUUUGAUGCUGGCAUCUUGAGCACUGAUGGAGAAGGGAAGGAUUAUCACAGCAUUAGAUGUUCCUACCAAAUCUAUAAUCAUAAUGCAUUGGGCUUUAUCGUAGCAUACCGAUUCAUCGAUGACAUAAUUUCAUGCUGAAGUUUGAUUGCAUCUCUAGAAUUACAUUUUUAUAUGAAGGCAAAAAAUGAGUUUGUUUUCAA
Vigna radiata var. radiata (mung bean) is the source of this 980-nucleotide messenger RNA. RefSeq names its product transcription and mRNA export factor SUS1. Gene Ontology annotation, cellular component: SAGA complex; nuclear pore; DUBm complex. Bases 218 to 505 code for a protein of 95 amino acids. Gene Ontology annotation, biological process: regulation of transcription by RNA polymerase II; positive regulation of DNA-templated transcription; poly(A)+ mRNA export from nucleus. The record is from RefSeq and is a predicted model, not a curated record. The transcript is spliced from 5 exons. Lineage: Eukaryota; Viridiplantae; Streptophyta; Magnoliopsida; Fabales; Fabaceae. Gene Ontology annotation, molecular function: transcription coactivator activity; chromatin binding.